Molecule: messenger RNA, 3560 nt
Organism: Neomonachus schauinslandi (Hawaiian monk seal)
Lineage: Eukaryota; Metazoa; Chordata; Mammalia; Carnivora; Phocidae
Gene: TAB2
Product: TGF-beta activated kinase 1 (MAP3K7) binding protein 2
Exons: 7
Coding region: 1090-3171 (693 amino acids)
Biological process (GO): positive regulation of protein kinase activity
Molecular function (GO): ubiquitin binding; K63-linked polyubiquitin modification-dependent protein binding
Source: RefSeq, a predicted model, not a curated record
CAGUCUGCCAUCAUUUGACAGUAGCAGAGGCAUUCAGUUUAUUUCGACUGCUAUGACAUUUGUUUCUUAGAGAAAUUCCUGCGAAUGCCAAUUCACCAAGCAUAAGGACAUCGUUUCCAGGCCCUCGUACAACAGUCUACUAUUUCUAAUAUCUUACCAUUUCUGUAAUCUUUGUAGUUACAGUGUCCUUUUUUUUUUAAUAUGGACCUAACGAAUUUAUACGGAAAAAAAAAAAUUGAAUCUAUUUUGGUAAUGGAAAAAAGAAUUUCCAGUGUGGUUACGAACCACAUCUUAUGAGCUGUUCUUUGCCUCCCACUUUAAGAAUUACCAAGUAUUUUUAAAAAUUGGAACCUGAAAUUCAGUUCAUUGCUUGGAUGCAUUUCUUAAGAAACCUCUGAGAAUUGAUUGUAGGAAAUUAGGGGAGCAGUUAGAAGAUGAUUGGAAAUAAGAUAGUGAGAGAAGAGCAAAAUGACCUGAAAAUGAGGACUUUACAAUUUUAAUUUUACCAGUGAAAGUGGAUUUGUUGUUUUUCUCUUUCUGUUAUACUCUGUGGUCCCAUAUUGGACAGUCUGUUGCAAAAAGCCAUUAUAGAUUUCAUAUAGGCCACUGUUUGAGUAUCUGGAACUGGGAGUCUAUAGAGUAGAAUUGGGUAAAGUAAGACAAUGACUUAACUAAUGUAAAUAGCAUCUUCUGGUAUCUUGGAACUUAAGAGAUCCUUUUUCCACCUCAGAAUAUUUUAUGUGAGACACACUGGGGACUACCUCACUGCUAUUAGAUCUCAUAAUGUUAUCUGGUCACAUUUCUUAUUCUGCCUACCUCUAGUUUACUCUAGUUUCUCUUCUGCUUUCAAGGCUCCAGACCCAGUUCCUGGACCUGCCCUGGAAAAGAAGUAUCCAGUAGAGAUGAGCUCACUGCAGUUACUUAAUUAAAAAUUUGUAAGCUACAAAAAUGGCAAUGGGCCAACCAGGAACAGCUACAAUUUGAAUUUUUCUAUUUCCAGAAAAUGCUUGGACAGAAGAGAUGAGUACUAUUUCCACUAAGGCCUAGAAUUGCCUACUGUACAAAUAGUCCUGAUCAGGCAAUAUACGAAUGGCCCAAGGAAGCCACCAAAUUGAUUUUCAGGUUUUACAUGACCUGCGACAAAAAUUCCCUGAAGUACCUGAAGUUGUUGUAUCCAGGUGCAUGUUACAGAAUAAUAAUAACCUGGAUGCUUGCUGUGCUGUUCUCUCUCAAGAGAGUACAAGGUAUCUUUAUGGUGAAGGAGACUUGAAUUUCUCGGAUGACUCUGGAAUUUCUGGCCUCCGAAAUCACAUGACUUCUCUCAACUUGGACUUGCAGUCACAGAAUGUUUACCACCAUGGAAGAGAAGGAAAUAGAAUGAAUGGAAGCAGGACUCUGACGCACAGCAUUAGUGAUGGACAACUUCAAGGUGGUCAGUCCAAUAAUGAACUCUUUCAGCAGGAGCCACAGACAGCACCAGCUCAAGUUCCUCAAGGCUUUAAUGUUUUUGGAAUGUCUAGUACAUCUGGUGCUUCAAAUUCAGCACCACAUCUUGGAUUUCAGUUAGGCAGCAAAGGAACAUCUAACCUUUCUCAGCAAACUCCCAGAUUUAAUCCCAUUAUGGUAACUUUAGCCCCAAAUAUCCAGACUGGUCGUAAUACUCCCACAUCUUUGCACAUACAUGGUGUCCCUCCACCUGUACUUAACAGUCCACAGGGAAAUUCUAUCUAUAUUAGGCCUUACAUCACAACUCCUAGUGGUACAGCUCGACAGACGCAACAGCAUUCUGGCUGGGUAUCUCAGUUUAAUCCUAUGAACCCUCAACAAGUCUAUCAACCUUCACAACCUGGUCCCUGGACUACUUAUCCUGCAUCUAAUCCUAUGUCACAUACCUCAGCCCAGCAGCCAAACCAGCAAGGCCACCAGACCUCUCAUGUCUACAUGCCCAUCAGUUCACCUACUACUCCACAGCCACCAACAAUUCAUUCAUCUGGUAGCUCACAGUCUUCUGCCCAUAGCCAAUAUAACAUUCAGAAUAUUUCAACAGGACCUCGAAAAAACCAGAUUGAAAUCAAACUUGAACCCCCACAAAGAAACAGCUCUUCAAAAUUGCGUUCUUCUGGACCUCGAACCUCCAGCAGUUCCUCUUCAGUCAACAGCCAGACCUUAAAUAGAAAUCAGCCCACUGUUUACAUAGCUGCCAGUCCCCCAAAUACUGAUGAGGUGAUGUCCCGUAGUCAACCCAAGGUCUAUAUUUCAGCUAAUGCCGCCCCAGGAGAUGAACAGAUCAUGCGGAAUCAGCCCACCCUCUUCAUAUCCACAAACUCUGGAGCAUCUGCUGCCUCCAGGAAUAUGUCUGGGCAAGUGAGCAUGGGUCCUGCCUUUAUUCAUCACCACCCUCCCAAAAGUCGAGCAAUAGGCAAUAACUCUGCAACUUCUCCUCGAGUCGUGGUCACUCAACCCAAUACAAAAUAUACUUUCAAAAUUACAGUUUCUCCUAAUAAACCCCCUGCAGUUUCACCAGGGGUGGUGUCCCCUACCUUUGAACUUACAAAUCUUCUAAACCAUCCUGAUCAUUAUGUAGAAACAGAGAAUAUUCAGCACCUCACGGACCCUACUUUAGCACAUGUGGAUAGAAUAAGUGAAGCACGGAAGUUGAGUAUGGGAUCUGAUGAUGCUGCCUACACUCAAGCUCUGUUGGUACACCAGAAGGCCAGAAUGGAACGACUUCAAAGAGAACUUGAGAUUCAAAAGAAAAAGCUGGAUAAACUAAAAUCUGAGGUCAAUGAAAUGGAAAAUAAUCUCACUAGAAGGCGCCUGAAAAGAUCAAAUUCCAUAUCCCAAAUACCUUCACUCGAAGAAAUGCAGCAGUUGAGAAGUUGUAAUAGACAACUCCAGAUUGACAUUGACUGCUUAACCAAAGAAAUUGAUCUUUUUCAAGCCCGAGGACCACAUUUUAAUCCCAGCGCUAUUCAUAACUUUUAUGACAAUAUUGGAUUUGUAGGUCCUGUGCCACCAAAACCCAAAGAUCAAAGGUCUACCGUCAAAACACCAAAGACUCAAGACACAGAAGAUGAUGAGGGGGCUCAGUGGAAUUGUACCGCCUGUACUUUUUUGAACCAUCCAGCCUUAAUCCGCUGUGAACAGUGUGAGAUGCCAAGGCAUUUCUGAGCCAAAAGGCCCUGUAGCUCUAAAACCACAUUGGAAGUUCAAGAAACGAGUCUGUCAUCAGGGGAAAAGUUUCACUGCUACAUAGGAUUUUGUCAAAUUGAAGGUGUGACGAGAUGGUGUUGUGCUAAUGUUAAAUGUCAGCCCACAGAGCUAGUGAUACCUCAGUCUAAUGUCAUGGGCAGUUGAAAUUCAUCACAUGAAAGGGGAUCUGCUGAGAGAGCCGGUUGCCUGCUGCCUAAGCACGUACAGUGUUACCAGUAGCCCAUUGUGGAUAACUCUCAAUAUACUAAUGCCUAGGUGUGCCCAGGACCUUUUCCCCCUCAUGUCACUACUGAAUUUUGACAGGAGGAAGGAAUAGAACGAUGGCUUUUUUUUUUAAAGCUUUCGGU